AUGCCACUGGGAGAGCAACACCCAAACCAUUAUGCCACGCGCCUUUACUUCACUUUAUGCACGUUAGCGGUGAUUAUCGGAGCCUUCAAAGACAAUAAAGUUCAAAUUGAUCUGCAAGAAGGAAUUGUGAGUGGUUACAGUCCUGAUGUGGAGUUCCUCACUUCUCCAAAAGAAUCAACAAACGAUCGAUGCACCAGCCAAGCAGUAAUCAAAGUAGAUUUAUCGGGAAAAUAUCGAAGCGUUAGCCUCUAUCUGGAAUAUGGUGAAACUCCAAAACAAUGGACUUUAGAUAUAUCAGAUUCUGCAACUGGAAAUGGUUAUGGUGGCGACAAUGGUACCACUGGUAAUAUGGCCGAAGUACAUAUUUGCAAUAAACAGCUACGUAUCUAUGGUAACAAUUUACCAGGUUAUAUGGACGCCUCUGAAAAUGGUGGCCUACUUAUGAAAGUAGUUGAUAACUUUGUGAAAAAAGGUGCUAAAGUCAAUGUAAACAUCAGCGAUGAAAGUGUUGAGUGGUCUCGUGGUAGGAAGCACGGUCAUCUUAAAUCUGAAUAUCUUUUUACUCUAAAUGGCCAACAACCUUCUUACGGAAGUGUGGAUUACAAUAUCUAUAUUGCUUUCAAUCGUGUUGUGGCAGGAGCUUACCGCAAUGGCAGCGGACUAUGCAAAGCAACGAUUCUCUUACAAGACACACCAGUUAACCUGUGCAGUCAAGGAUUGCAUAACUGCAGCACUGAUGCGAUCUGCAUUGACUUAAGAAGAACGGGACGGAAACCUUACAAGUGCAAAUGUAAAUCUGGUUUCUAUGGUAACGGAAUUAUCUGCUACGACGUCGACGAAUGUGCUACAGAGAACGGAGGCUGUGUACACAAGUGCGAAAACCAACCGGGAAAUUACUCUUGUAGCUGCAUGGAAGGUUUUCAACUCUCAGAAGAUGGUCAUAAUUGCGAAGACAUCGAUGAAUGCAAACAGAGCCAACGUCUUUGUGACCAGCUCUGUAUCAAUACCCAGGGGAGUUAUGUGUGCUUAUGCAGGCCUGGAUAUUACCUCAGCCCUGAUGGACGAACUUGCACAGGUGAGUUAUAUUACUAUAAUGUAUUUUUAAAAUCUAACCAGAAUAAAUCAGUGAAUUUUGUCAAUGAAUUAAUCACACAGUUAUGCACCGUAUUGUUUUUGUAUCUAUUUUAUUUAAUAGUAACCUGUGCGAAGGGAAAUGGUGGUUGCCAACACCGAUGCAAAGAUGCCGAAUUAGGACCGGAAUGCAGAUGUGUGUCAAAAUAUAAUCUUGGAGGAGAUAAGAAGUCUUGUAUAGCGUCCUGUAAAGUGAACAAAGGAGGCUGCCAGAAGCAAUGUAUCGAUACGAAAACAGGGCCGAAAUGUACGUGCCCCAGUGGUUACAAGUUACAUACAGACAAGAAGAGCUGUUUAGAUAUUGAUGAAUGUGCAGAUGGAGGUGGAGGUUGUAGUGACAAUUGUGUCAACACCCACGGCAGCUACGAAUGUACAUGUCCUAAAGGAUUCAAAACUCUAAGUGAUCUGAAAACAUGCACAGAUAUAGACGAAUGUUCAAUACCGUCUACAUGUGAUCAUAUUUGUAUUAACACACCUGGAAGUUUCCAUUGUAAAUGCCGACCAGGUUUUGAAAAUUAUGGUAUCACACAUUGUGCAGAUGUGAAUGAAUGCACCAAUAAUAUUGGAGGUUGUGAACAAGGUUGUGAAAAUACAGAAGGAAGUUUUAAGUGUAAAUGUAAAGAAGGUUAUCGACUUCACCCCAACCAAAAGGAUUGCAUGAGAGCAGAUGUUUGCAUCCGUCUGAAGACACCAGCCAAAGCCCAACUGUUAUGUCAAAGUGUCGGCGACACAAAUAUGUGUAUUUUACGCUGUAACAGCAACGCCCAUUUCACGAGCGAUGCUUCACGGACUGACUAUACAUUCAUAUGUAAUAAAGAGACAAAGUAUGAAUGGUCCCACAAUAAUAAAACCUAUGUAGUCCUUCCAAGUUGUUCCGAUGCUGUUCUUCCACCCGGUUUCAAGCGGAAAGCUGUAUUUCUGAUGAUGACAGCAGAAAAAUGCCGGUUGAAGAAGCACACAACGGACAACUUCAAGGAAAACCUAUUACAGACAUUACACAAGAAGAAGCGCUAUAAAUGUACAAAACUGUGCCACGUACAGAACGUUAGCUUACAAUGUGGAACGAAAAGACGCCGCUUCCGACAAACAUUGAGCAAACAAAAGACAUAUAUUACCGCUGAAUUUGAAAUCGAAGUUGCUCCUAAAGCCCCGACAGAAUCUUGUAAUAUUAAUUGCACCCGAAAGAAAACGGAGAGACGUCUGAAGAAGACCAUUAAAAGACUUCGGCGUUCAAUUAAUAAAGAAAAGUUCUCAGUCAUAUUUGAAAAUAUCCAGUAUGGCGUACGAAAGCGUUCCUUUAAAGCGGCAAGAACAUUGAUGACAUGCCGAAAAGGAAAUAUUCUUGUUAACCAAGAAUGCAUAUCCUGCAGCAUUGGUACAUACCAUGACGUGGAGAAAGGUAUUUGUGUACCCUGCAGUCACGGAAAAUAUCAAGAUAUGGAGGGACAGACUGAAUGUAAAAAUUGCCCAAACCAAGCGGAGGGUAAGGGUGUUCUAGGUGCCAAAAACAUCUCAGACUGUGCUGGCCUAUGUAGUCGUGGUUAUUUUGCUGAUGAUGGACUUGAGCCUUGCCAACCUUGUCCAAUUGGAACAUAUCAAACAGAUAUUGGGCGCACCAAAUGUAUCCCAUGUGGUCGUUCUAUAAAAACAAGAGGUGUCGCUUCCACCAGUUUCCAAGACUGCAUCGUCAAAACGAUCUGUGGACCUGGUCAUUUCUAUGAUGUGGAAAGUGAAAGCUGUAAAGACUGUCCAAUUGGCUUUUACCAAUCAGAAAGCAGCCAAAAUUUCUGCAUUCCUUGUCCCGGAGACACAACCACAGAUGGAGGAAACAGUAAGAACAGUUCCGACUGCAAAAAUCGGAAAUGUGGAGGUUACAUCGGACUUUUACGGGGUAGACUAGAAAGCCCAAAUUAUCCCGGGGAUUACCCUAACAAUGUCAACUGCACCUGGUUUAUCAAACCAGGAAAAGGUCGACGCAUUCUCAUCAUCAUUCCAGAAAUAUUUCUACGAGCAGAAGACAAAUGUGGAGAUCAAUUGGUUAUGAGAAAAUCAAAAUCGGCAUUUUCUCUACAAACUCACGUGACAUGUGUUAGCACAGAAAGACCUCAAGCAUACGUUGCCCGGUCCAGAAAUUUAUGGAUUACUUUCAAAACAGAUCAGAAAAAUACAGGCGCAGGUUUUUCUAUACCAUAUGUAACUUACAAUGAAGAGUACCAAGACUUAAUGGAGGACAUUGUAACGGAUGGCCAACUCUAUAAACCUUAUCAACAUCAACAGCUUUUUAAAGAAAAAUCAAAACCACGGGCAGAAGGAGUAUCUCUAGUCAUUUAG
Molecule: messenger RNA, 3462 nt
Organism: Octopus bimaculoides (California two-spot octopus)
Lineage: Eukaryota; Metazoa; Mollusca; Cephalopoda; Octopoda; Octopodidae
Product: signal peptide, CUB and EGF-like domain-containing protein 1
Biological process (GO): signal transduction
Cellular component (GO): cell surface
Molecular function (GO): calcium ion binding
Source: RefSeq, a predicted model, not a curated record